AUGGCGGAGGCAGCGCCUCACCCAAACACUGCCCGCGAUGCAGUACCAAUACAAGAGAUCAUCUUCAGCUGCGGCGUCUGCCAGGCCACCCCUUCCGAGGUCUACGCGACGGUGGAGAGCAACCAUGGAUUCCACAGUGGCUCUGGAGAAGACGAUGGCAUAGUCACGAAGAUGUGGAUAGCGGAAUGCUCCCAUGUGAGCUGCUCAAAGCACUUCGAGGAUGGUGCCAUUCCCUUCCAUCCGCAAGACCAGGCUCCUAAAGCACUGUGCCCAACGUGCAUCGAGGACAACGGCGACAAACGACCGAAGGAGCUGUACAGCCUGCGCGGCGUAGAACAAGGUCAGUAUGAUUCCGCCAUACCCAUCGAGUGGUUUCAAUGCCCACCAAUGAAACUCGAUACGAGUGUGCCUGGAAUGAGCGCUGUCCGGUUUCAAUAUGUGGCUCUGUCGCAUUACGCACGCAAAGCGAGGAUACAUUGGAAGCAGGCAGAGAGCAAGCUAUAUGCAUCCGAGAAAGCUCACUCGCAAGAGCGGAAGGUCAGACGGUUAGCCCAGGCAAAUGUCGCAAAGUUGGAAGAACGAGUGCAGGUGCUUGAGCAAUCGGAGCGGCAGCUACAGAAGUGGGAGGGGCGGAAGCCCAUGAUCAGUCAUUAUCUGGAUCGGAUGGGCGAUAUGGCGAAAGAGCUCCGCAUCCUUCGAGGGCAGCUCCGCCAUCUGGGCUACGACGUCCCGGAACCUCAGUAUACCUUCGAGCCAUAUUCUGGCGCUGAUGAGAAGCACCCUCGCGAGCAACACCCUGCUGGAAACGACCUGCCCCCGGCACAACCAGGCGCUUCGCCCACGAUCCGACCUCCAGUUCGGCAGGCAAUCGAGCUCGAAAACUCUUCCUCAGCGCGGAAACGGAAACGUGAGCAUUUCGACGACGUGCAGUCCCUUCCUCAGCGAGCGGAUGUCCAUCGACCUCGUGGGUCCAGUCGCGAUCUCAUGCCACCUCCGCUUCCUAGACUGAACGCCGUACGACCGGCGGUUCCUGCUGGUCCUGGAAGCCACGAGCCUCCAGCGUCCCGACUUUCCACCUUUGGCCGUGCUAUGCCAGCUCCUCGGAACACCGAAUCAGCCGUCUAUCCCAGCAUCCGAGAUCAUGGCGAGCAUAACCAGGCUACGAUGCAUGCGCCACAGUCCUUCCACACAUCUCGCCCGUGGCAAUCUGAAGAAAGCAAUGCGCGCCGACCUUUGGACCGGGAGUCUGACAUUAUUCACCAUCCCAAGGAGAAUGGUAUGGGAGCUCAGGGUCAGAUACAUGGCGUACAGCCAUUCUCAAGACUAUCCAUCAACUCCCCGCCACGACCACAAUAUCGCUUCAGCGGCCAAGAUGGACGGGGCUAUGACUUGACUGCUCACGGCGACAUUGGACGAGAAGACCAGAAUCCGCAACCUUUCCACCACAAUCCGGCGUACAGAAAUCGUGUGCCAAAACACAGUUACGACUAUUCGCGCGAUGGAGUACCGAGCGCUGAGCGCCCAUCAGUUCGAGCAACACCUUCCCCACGCAAGAGGCACAUAGAAGCCCGUCCAGCAAACUCGGUCAUCAGUCCUUUCUUCAAGCGUGGGUCGACAGCAGUCCGCGCGCAGCCUUUCCAACGCCCGCCAGCAGGAGCACGAUUUGCCAGACCAGUCGAUGAGUUGCCUAGCGAUGCUGCUGCAGGAUAUUAUUCGGCGGGUAUCAGCGCUUUCAGUAACCCACGAUUCGAUCGUCCGCCAACAGAGAGAGUGGGCCGGCCACCGUCCAACGACCGCCUAUAUCGCUCUUACGAACGGCCGGCUGCUGCGGAUCUUGUCCGUGGGAAUCUGCAUGUCCCUCCACCGCCCAGCAAUGCUCGUGCCCAGCAAGGUUUGCAGAGGUUUUUACACCGCCCUGAAGUUCCAUCGCCACGGGCACCGAUGGCACCUCCAGUACAGCGGAACCAGCAACGCAUCUUGCUCCCACCCUCCAACUAUCGUCCAAUACAGUCAACUGCCGGGCAAGACUACGCAUUGUCUCAAAUCCACGGCGUUCGUGGAGUUGGCUCACAGCGGGGCGUUGCUCGUCCUCUCGAACCCAUGCUCGGCUCUUCUCGCGACCUCUUUUCUGCUGCUGGUGCGAGACGGAGUGUGAGGCGGUGA
Molecule: messenger RNA, 2163 nt
Organism: Saxophila tyrrhenica
Lineage: Eukaryota; Fungi; Ascomycota; Dothideomycetes; Mycosphaerellales; Extremaceae
Exons: 4
Coding region: 1-2163 (720 amino acids)
Source: RefSeq, a predicted model, not a curated record